Galdieria sulphuraria is the source of this 1457-nucleotide messenger RNA. Its product is annotated as ADP-ribosylation factor GTPase-activating protein 2/3. Gene Ontology annotation, biological process: COPI coating of Golgi vesicle. NCBI's taxonomy places the organism in Eukaryota, Rhodophyta, Bangiophyceae, Galdieriales, Galdieriaceae. The coding region runs from base 91 to 1431 and encodes 446 amino acids. Gene Ontology annotation, molecular function: GTPase activator activity. The record is from RefSeq and is a predicted model, not a curated record. The transcript is spliced from 3 exons.
AAGUUGGGUAGUGCGGGCACACUUCCUAGUCCAUUCGCAAUUUCUAGUUGUGGAAGUAAGUUACUCAAAUAUCGAAAAUUCUUCACAUAUAUGAACAAGUCGUCCAGUGGAGCAAACUUGAGCAUUGCUGACAAACUGCUCAAUAACAAAAAUGGAUUGGAUUUUGAGUUAUUCGUAAAUAAAAUGAAUAUGACACAAGAAGAGGCGCGAGAGUUGUUGGCCAAGUUACGAGCCAAGCCUGAAAACAAGUCUUGUUUCGAUUGCAACGCGAGAAACCCCACCUGGGCUUCAGCUUCCUUUGGAGUGUUUAUCUGUUUGGAUUGUGCUGGGCUUCACAGGAAACUUGGAACUCAUGUUACCUUUGUAAGGUCCACUAUUAUGGAUACUUGGACUCCACAUCACUUGCGUCUUAUGGUGCUGGGUGGGAACGCUAAAGCCCGAGAGUUUUAUUCUCAAAAUGGAUGGAGUUUGGAGAGUGGAAGAGGUAUAGAAGAAAAGUAUACCGGCCGUAUUGGACAACAGUACAAAGCAUAUCUCCAAAAGCAAGCAGUGAUAUCUGAAGAAAGAGGCGAAGUCCGUUUGGGUGAAGAACUGGAGCAACUAGAACCUGCAAGUAGUAUUGUUGUUGAAGAAAGUAACGUGAAUGUAGAAGAUUCGACAAUUUCUGAGUUACCUAACCCUUUGACUACGGAAACCAAUUUCUUAGAAAGUAGUUGGGACGGCUUUUCAGACGACCACUCUCUUCAAGAACAAACUGCGGAGUCCCUAUUAGAUACCGGUGUAACUAGUGUACCUGUCUCUUCCUCUACAGAACCUUUCAACUCGCAGUCAAAGUUACAAACGAAUACAAAUAACUUUAGAACCAUCAAACUGAAAAGUAGUAUGGGUAGUAGACGAGGUUUAGGAGCAAAACGAAUGUCAAGGGAGAUGUCUCCCAAAGUUGCAACGGUGGAUAUAUCCAAAGUUGGAACGAUUAAGGAAAAGCCAGUUAUACAUGUUACGGAACAGCAUGCAAGCUUGGAAAGAGAUUCUUCAAGUCCUGCAUUGUUUACUUUUCAUGACCAGAAUUCUAGAGAGGAAACCAAAAUCAAACCUCAGGAUCGAUUUGCAAAUGCUCGUUCUAUUUCGUCUGCGGAUUACUUUUCUUCAACAACUUCCAACUAUAGUCAUUCUGAAAGUCAACCUACAGAUGCAUCAUUUCGCUUUGCUGGUGCUCGUUCAAUUUCAUCAUCUGAGUACUUUGGAGAAGAUGUACCUGUUACCAGAAGAUCUUCUGAUAGAAAUGAAACAUCGGAAGAGUUGAGGGAACUUGCUUCACAAUUUGUAAAAAAGGCAUCUUUGGAAGCUUCAGAAAUGAAAGCAAUUGCUGGAAAAGCGUUUAAACAGGUUUCAAGUUAUUUGGAUGAGUUUCUUAGUAAAGGUUAUCAAUAAUCCGAGUAGUAUCUUUGCAAUUGUUU